AUGAAGAGUCUCAUAGAUAGAAAGGACGUAAAAAUAUUAAGAAGAUUAACUGCUCGCAUAAUUGAGGGUAAGGUCGAAGCACCGAAGAGCCUUAUGGAAGCGGCCUUUGAAUUCCAUCUCAAAUAUGUCCCUUUAUUAUCUGAAGGACAGCAUUCCUUGGAUGAUGUGCUGGAUUAUAAUUCUUUGGUGACAAUGUUGCGGGCUGGCAUCUCUGUCGAUGCAGCGUUAACACAGCUCUCAGCUGAAAAGGUGAAAGAUAUUCUAUCGUUGGGCUUAGCUAUUGAGAACAUUCCUGAUGAGAUUUUAAAUCUGAUUGGGCUCUUGAUUUCCUCGAAAUUGAAAGAUGUUGAAGAAGAACUAUUGGUUUCGAUCGCUGCUAUAUUUGAGAAGUGCGUCAGUGGAGGAUAUCGUGCAAAGCUGUUGUUAGUUGCUGCACAAGCCUUGGAGAUGUUUGGACACACUGAUAAGGAAAGGGAUGUUGUUAGUCUUUGCUUCAGCAUGCUUUCUGUCAUGGAAAUCACUGGUUCUGACUUUGAAUGCAUUCGAAGUGUUCAAAGAGUGCUGGAUAACGCAAUGCGUUACGCUCACCCAUCUGUCAAUAAUGACCAGUGCAGCGUUUUUGCGUGA
Messenger RNA from Cylicostephanus goldi, 627 nucleotides. Lineage: Eukaryota; Metazoa; Nematoda; Chromadorea; Rhabditida; Strongylidae. The record is from the annotation of a GenBank genome assembly.